Molecule: messenger RNA, 1248 nt
Organism: Morone saxatilis (striped sea-bass)
Lineage: Eukaryota; Metazoa; Chordata; Actinopteri; Moronidae
Product: odorant receptor 131-2-like
Exons: 5
Coding region: 1-1248 (415 amino acids)
Biological process (GO): G protein-coupled receptor signaling pathway
Cellular component (GO): membrane
Molecular function (GO): G protein-coupled receptor activity
Source: RefSeq, a predicted model, not a curated record
AUGAACUCAAGCGGACGUUUGGACCGUCUGAGUGACGCUUUCACAAAGAACUUCAUUACCUUUGCUGUCGGACUCAUCAUCAACUGCAUCAAUGGAGCUUUUGUCUACACUUACUGUAAGAGCCAGGUCUUCCAGCGAGACCCCAGAUAUGUGCUCUACAUCCAUUUAGUGAUCAACGACAUGAUUCUGCUGACAGUUUCUGUGAUGCUGCAGAUCCUGACCUACAGCAUCCCCCUGACCUUUGCUCCCUGCUGCAUUCUGCUGCUCAUCCUAGUCACUACAAACAAGAACAGCCCUCUGAACCUGGCUGGCAUGGCGGUGGAGCGUUACAUUGCUGUCUGUCGUCCUCUUCAUCACGCCCAGAUCUGCACCGUGCAGCGAGCCUACGCUCUCAUUGCACUGAUCUGGGUCGUCUCCUUCUUCCCCGCCAUCACAGACGUCUUCAUCACCCUCGCCACGCAGCCCUUCACUGUCUUCUCAAGUAAUGUCAUCUGUUACCCGUCCUACGUGUACAACACACCGUACCACCAGGCCCACAGUCAGGUUGUCCAGGUGCUUCUGCUGUCCUUCGUCUUCCUGACUGUGAUCCUCACCUACCUGAAGGUCCUCUGCGCUGCCCGGGCAGCUUCUGGUUCCAACCAAGCCUCGGCCAGAAACGCCCGCAACACCAUCCUGCUGCACGGAGUCCAGCUCCUCAUCUGCAUGCUGGCGUUCAUCGCCCCCUUCAUCACCAUCAUUCUAGUCACCACGUGGCCCCGAGGCAGAACCACAAUCCUCUUCACCAGCUUCCUGUUUAACAAUGUGCUUCCACGUCUGCUCAGUCCGCUCAUCUACGGCGUCAGAGACAAGAAGUUCAGCAGCCACAUCAGGAUGCACUUCUGCUGUAAAUGCUUGAACUCUGUAGAAGAGAGGGCGAAGCUGAAAGGACGCCAGAGAAGAGCCGAUCUUGUUCCGGAAUGUGACGGAAACAGCCGAAGACUGUCCCUGAGAGAAGACAGUGAAGCAGAGGCUCAGAUGGAGGAAACCUGCGCUCCCACAGCGGACUCUGUCUCCUCCUCCCUGCGGUGCAACCCCUCAGACGGACGCUGCUCCUCAAAGUUUCCCGCAGAAGAAGUUCGCUGUUUGUUCUCAUCAUCCGACGACCCGAGUGCGACAGUUCGGUCCCUGAAAGUGUCAAACUUAUCCACACAUCAUGGGGUGAGUCUGACAUGUGAGGAGGAGGAUGCUGAUCCGGUGAGGAAGGAGUGA